UGGGGCAAGCGGGUUGGUGACCUGGGAAGGCGCGGGUCGGGGGUGGCGUCUCGCGCGGGUCUUCGGUUCGCAAAGAAAUGAGCCUGAGCCUGCGGCGGGGGCGGCUAUCGACGGGGCUGGCCCUGCGCGGGAAUCCCCGGCUGCUGGAGGGCCGGCCGGCCAUGGCGUUCCUGAUGGCCGCCCUGCGCGUCCUGCUGGGCGGCUUCUUUGCGCUCACGGGGGCGGCCAAGCUCUCGGGGCAGAUUUCGGCCCCCGCGUCGGAGCCGAUGAUUCGUAACUUCUCUACCAUCCCCCAGCCUCCUUCCCUCAGGGAGAUCACGGAGAGUCGUUCCAAGUCCCCAGCUACUCACCUCAGCCUGGACCCAUUUGGAGCUGCAGGGACCUUGCUUUCCAUUCCAGUGGCCAUCUUCACAUUGGCUUCUCUGAAACAGUCCCUGAGCACCUGCACCCCAGCCAUCGUCUGCCUGGGGCUUCUGCUGCUGCUGAACGCCUGCCAGGUCUUAGCCCAGACUUCAAAGGUGGUGAGACCUCCGAGGAAGAGAACCCCAGGUCCAUUCAAGGAGUCCCGGGUGGAGAGAGUCUCUGCCUUUUUGUCCACGCCGCUGUCAUAACUGGAACACGGUUGGCACAGUCUAACACCUCAUUACCAGCAUGACCAGGGUCGCCAGGUGUUGAAGGAGACAUCUUGUCUACCUGACUGCGAUUUCCCUCUAACUUUACUGUUCUUUUUUGAGGGGUACAUGUUACACAUGCUAACAUUUCUCACGUCCUGUGAACAUAGGAGAUGGCAGGCAGGAAGCUUAACGCAAAACUCAGUGCUCCAGAAUAGCCACUUUUGUUUCUAUGCCUUGGUACAGAUACAUCUUUUUUCAAUGAAAAUGAGACUGUAUAUAUUAUUACCUAUUUUUGAAACCAACAUAUUGUAACACAUAUCUUCUUUACCUCAUCCAUGUUAGUGUCUGCAGAGGGUUUUGUUGUAAGGCUGCAUUCACAAGGAGUACUUUGGUUCCCAGUUUUCCAUUAUAAAGCUCACAAUAAAUCGCCUUUGCACACUUACUCUCUCCCCAGCAGUGAGGAUGCUGGUUCCAAAUGCACAAACAUUUGUAAGGUUUAGAGUAUACACUUAACCUGUACACGUUGACUGUCAGAGUUUGAGUACCUGCCUGUGCCCUUCAAGCCACCUGAGGGAUCCCCUCAUCCCUUUUUAUCUCAUACUUUAGAUCUGCUGAGCUAACAGAGAUGUUGAGUCUUCACAGGACCUGAAUCGCCAGCCUUUGGUGACUGUGGCACUCGGUCUAGCGCUCCUUGACAGCAACAUGGAGGUGGGGGACACCAGCUCCAUGGAACACCGAAUGGAAUAGCGGGGCCCAAGCCUGGGAGGAAUCGGAAAGGCCCUUGGAGGUCAGAAGGGGGAUACGUGUGCAUGCGUGUGCAUGUGCGAGUUACUGAGACAAAGUGGACAACUGUUAGAGCAUCUACUGUCAAGAGUUCAUGUAUUUCUGCAGAUAUCCCAGCUACCAGCUUACAGAUUGCUUGGAGGGGGAGGAACAGUGGCAUUUGGGAGCCCACAGGGUUGAAAGAAAUCUGUGUAUCACUCCCAUUUCGUGCUCACAGCAGGACGGGAAUUCCUGCUCUCACUGGCUAGCACCCGCUCAGGCAAGCUCCCUGUGGUUGCAUCUGUCCCUCUUGUUCUGAAAGCUCAGCGUUCCGCUCUCUGUAUGGGAAGGAUGGAUGAGUAGGUAGUACAGAAAUAUAUGUAGUGUCGAAACAGGAGACUUCUCUCAGGAGGCCCAGGGACAAUAUAGCUUCCAUUUCAGUGCUGGUUAAUUUGCUACUUAGUCAUGAUAUGACAAACCAACAUUCUUUUGACUUCUGCUCUGCUGCUUUCAAUUUAUUGGCCACUGGCCUCCAAGUUCCAAAAUAGCUGCUGCAGCUCUCAACAGCACUUUUGCACAGAACAUUGAAAGGUGAAAAAAAAAAAAAAAAAAAAAAAAAGGAAGGCUCUGGAUGCCCUCUCACAUCUCAUGGGCCACAGUUGUGCUCAUUUUCAUCCUUAGACCGCCGCUGGAGAACAGCAUUCCCAUGAUGGACUCAGACUGAGUCACCCACAUUGGUCAGCAAGGGUGGGAGUGGGGGUGGACAGUGGUUACUGCCACUUACUGGCUUAUUCGCAAAUGUGGGUAAUAAAUGUAAACAUUUCAUAGCC
This is a messenger RNA of Tupaia belangeri chinensis (Chinese tree shrew), 2206 nucleotides long. It is a transcript of the gene TMEM35B, whose product is annotated as transmembrane protein 35B. The record is from RefSeq and is a predicted model, not a curated record. Lineage: Eukaryota; Metazoa; Chordata; Mammalia; Scandentia; Tupaiidae. The transcript has 3 exons. The coding region runs from base 78 to 611 and encodes 177 amino acids.